Penicillium cataractarum is the source of this 1149-nucleotide messenger RNA. RefSeq names its product glycoside hydrolase family 18 protein. The record is from RefSeq and is a predicted model, not a curated record. Gene Ontology annotation, biological process: carbohydrate metabolic process; chitin catabolic process. The transcript is spliced from 7 exons. Gene Ontology annotation, molecular function: chitinase activity; chitin binding. Gene Ontology annotation, cellular component: extracellular region. Bases 1 to 1149 code for a protein of 382 amino acids. NCBI's taxonomy places the organism in Eukaryota, Fungi, Ascomycota, Eurotiomycetes, Eurotiales, Aspergillaceae.
AUGUCGGCUGGAUUGAAAUCUAUUGCUUACUUUGUCAACUGGGCCAUCUAUGGGCGCAAUUACAACCCACAAGAUCUGCCCGCCGAGAAGCUGACGCAUGUGCUCUACGCAUUUGCCAAUAUCAACGCGGAGACUGGUGAAGUUUAUUUGACCGACAGCUGGUCUGAUGUCGAGAAGCACUACCCUAGUGAUUCGUGGAAUGAUACCGGCAACAAUGUCUACGGUUGCAUCAAGCAACUGUUCCUGCUGAAGAAACAACAUCGCAAGCUGAAGGUCCUGAUUUCCAUUGGUGGCUGGACGUACUCUCCCAACUUUGCUGUCCCUGCGAGUACUCCAGAAGGUCGGGCAAAGUUUGCCGAGUCAGCUACCCAACUUGUUCUUGAUCUUGGACUUGAUGGCAUUGAUAUUGAUUGGGAGUAUCCUCAAAACGAAAGCCAAGCCCAGAACCUGGUCGACCUGUUGCGGGCAUGCCGCGAGAGCCUCGAUAGAGCCGCCGGCCCACACCGCAAGUUCUACCUUUCCAUUGCUUGCCCUGCAGGGCCAAGCAACUUCUCCAAGCUCAAGCUGCGCGACAUGACGCCCCUGCUGGACUUCUACAACCUCAUGGCAUACGACUAUGCCGGCAGCUGGGACCGAAACGCCGGCCACCAGGCCAAUCUUUUCCCAUCAAAGUCGAACCCAACCUCGACGCCGUUCUCGACCAUUGCCGCGCUCGAGCAUUACAUGAAUGCGGAGGGUGUGCCGCCAAAGAAGAUGAUUCUAGGCAUGCCGCUGUACGGACGUGCAUUUGAGAAUACCGACGGCCCCGGUGCUCCAUACAAUGGCGUGGGCCAGGGUAGCUGGGAGAACGGGGUCUGGGAUUACAAGGCCCUGCCACGUCCCGGCGCUACCGAGCAUAAUGAUACGGAGGCGGAUGCAUCCUGGAGCUACGAUCAUAACUCGCGCACCAUGGUCACGUACGACAAUGUCGAGAUGAGCCAGAGAAAGGCUGCAUUUGUCAAGUACCGGCAGCUUGGUGGAGGUAUGUGUUUGAUCGGCACCUUUGUGGACAGCAUCGGUGGCGUCGGUGCAUUGGAGCAUACAGAAAAUGCUCUCGAUUAUCCCGAGAGUAAGUAUGAUAAUUUGCGGGCUGGGUUUCCCGGCCAGUGA